Molecule: messenger RNA, 2049 nt
Organism: Abrus precatorius (Indian licorice)
Lineage: Eukaryota; Viridiplantae; Streptophyta; Magnoliopsida; Fabales; Fabaceae
Product: putative kinase-like protein TMKL1
Exons: 2
Coding region: 1-2049 (682 amino acids)
Biological process (GO): protein phosphorylation
Molecular function (GO): ATP binding; protein kinase activity; protein binding
Source: RefSeq, a predicted model, not a curated record
AUGGAGUUUCUCAAGCUUUUCUCUCUCUACAUUUCCAUGUCCUUCUUCUUCUUCUUCUUCUUCUUUAGUACCUCCACAAAGUCACUGUCUACUUCUGCAUCCACUUCCUCUGAUGUUGAACUUCUCUUGGGAAAAAUAAGAGCUUCACUGCAAGGUAACACUGACAACCUAGUUUUGUCUUCAUGGAACUCCUCAACACCACUUUGUCAGUGGAGAGGUCUCAAAUGGGUGUUCUCCAAUGCCACUCCUCUCUCAUGCACCGACUUGUCUUCACCUCAAUGGACUAAUCUUUCACUCUACAAAGACCCUUCUCUGCACCUUCUUUCUCUGCAGCUUCCUUCUGCUAAUCUCUCUGGUUCACUCCCCAGAGAGCUUGGGGAGUUCCCUAUGCUUCAAAGUCUUUAUCUUAACAUCAAUUCAUUGAAAGGAACCAUUCCUCUUGAACUUGGUUAUAGCACCUCUCUCUCUGACAUUGAUCUGGGUGAUAAUAUGUUAAGUGGGGUUCUUCCCCCAUCCAUUUGGAACUUGUGUGAGAGGCUUGUUUCCCUUAGAUUACAUGGUAAUUCACUAUCUGGGUCUGUUUCAGAACCCGCAUUGCCUAAUUCAUCUUGCAAGAAUCUGCAGUUGCUUGAUUUGGGUAGCAACAAGUUUUCUGGGAGUUUUCCUGAGUUCAUUACAAAGUUUGGUGGGCUAAAAGAGCUUGACUUGGGGAACAACAUGUUUAUGGGUACAAUUCCUCAAGGCUUAACUGAGUUAAGGCUUGAAAAAUUGAAUCUUUCCCACAAUAACUUUAGUGGGGUUUUGCCUUUCUUUGGAGAAUCCAAGUUUGGUGUGGAUGCUUUUGAAGGGAAUAGCCCUGGCUUGUGUGGACCACCUUUGGGAAGCUGUACUAGGAGCUCUACUCUGAGUUCUGGUGCUGUUGCUGGUAUUGUUAUUAGUCUUAUGACAGGAGCUGUGGUUUUGGCUUCUUUGUUGAUUGGGUAUAUGCAGAACAAGAAGAGGAAGGGAUGUGGAGAGAGUGAAGAUGAGUUGAAUGAUGAGGAGGAAGAUGAGGAAAAUGGUAGUAAUGCUGUUGGUGGAGCUGGUGAAGGGAAGCUUAUGUUGUUUCCUGGUGGUGACAAUUUGACAUUAGAUGAUGUGUUGAACGCAACUGGUCAAGUUUUGGAGAAGACAUGUUAUGGUACAGCUUAUAAGGCAAAGCUUGCUGAUGGAGGCACAAUUGCUUUGAGGCUAUUGAGAGAAGGCAGCUGCAAAGAUAAGGCUUCAUGCUUGUCAGUUAUAAAGCAAUUGGGAAAAAUUCGCCAUGAGAAUUUGAUUCCUUUGAGAGCUUUCUAUCAGGGAAAGAGAGGGGAAAAGCUCCUUAUUUAUGAGUAUUUGCCUCUCAGAUCCCUUCAUGAUCUUUUACAUGAACCUAAAGCAGGAAAACCAGUGCUGAACUGGGCUAGGCGACACAAGAUUGCAUUGGGUAUAGCGAGAGGACUUGCUUAUCUUCACACAGGACUUGAUGUUCCAGUUACACAUGCAAAUGUAAGAUCCAAGAAUGUGCUUGUGGAUGACUUCUUUGUGGCGAGGCUCACUGAUUUUGGCCUCGACAAGCUGAUGAUUCCAUCCAUAGCCGACGAAAUGGUGGCACUUGCCAAGACCGAUGGCUACAAGGCUCCAGAGCUGCAAAGAAUGAAGAAAUGCAACUCCAGGACCGAUGUUUAUGCAUUUGGUAUAUUGCUUUUGGAAAUCUUGAUUGGAAAGAAACCCGGGAAGAAUGGAAGGAGUGGCGAGUUUGUGGAUUUGCCUUCAAUGGUGAAGGUGGCAGUUUUGGAGGAGACAACAAUGGAAGUAUUUGAUGUGGAACUGUUGAAAGGGAUAAGAAGUCCUAUGGAAGAUGGGUUGGUGCAGGCACUGAAGCUUGCAAUGGGGUGCUGUGCACCAGUGGCAUCUGUUAGACCAAGCAUGGAUGAAGUUGUGAGGCAAUUGGAGGAGAAUAGACCAAGGAACAGGUCUGCAUUAUAUAGUCCUACAGAAACAAGAAGUGGAAGUGUUACCCCAUUUUGA